This is a messenger RNA of Didymodactylos carnosus, 423 nucleotides long. The record is from the annotation of a GenBank genome assembly. Lineage: Eukaryota; Metazoa; Rotifera; Eurotatoria; Philodinida; Philodinidae.
AUGCCUUCAGAGACGUCACCACCACCAUCACCGUCUGCAAUAACUACUCGAACAACACCAACAGUUUCUUCCAUUAGUUUCGAUCAUGCACCAACAAACACCAAUGAUCUAAUGACCAAUGGGGUUUCACGAGAAAUUGAUAGAAUCUUAAAAUUAUUAACAGAUAAACGAACGGCAAUUGAACGAGAAAAGAAAAGAUUGAGAAGAACUACAGUCGUCACAGAACGUCAAAUUCCAACAACGGCUUCGCUUCAAGCACAAGCCACAUUGCCAACAAGUUUAGUUUCAAUGCCAUUGCUACCAACAACUUUGUCGCCAAUAACACGACAAUUACCACCUUCGUUCUCGCCCAAAACACCUACAAGAUCAACUAUCACAUUGGACAUUCAUACACCUUCUCGUUCACCUACAUCAGCAUUUUAA